This is a messenger RNA of Cylas formicarius (sweet potato weevil), 3265 nucleotides long. RefSeq lists its product as uncharacterized. Gene Ontology annotation, cellular component: CCR4-NOT complex. The transcript is spliced from 15 exons. NCBI's taxonomy places the organism in Eukaryota, Metazoa, Arthropoda, Insecta, Coleoptera, Brentidae. The record is from RefSeq and is a predicted model, not a curated record. Gene Ontology annotation, biological process: protein ubiquitination. Gene Ontology annotation, molecular function: RNA binding; ubiquitin-protein transferase activity; metal ion binding. The coding region runs from base 197 to 2908 and encodes 903 amino acids.
UUAGAGACUGGCGAGUAUAGAUGACGUACGUCGUUGAAAUGAAUCAGCUGAUAAAUGGAAUCUGAAUGAAGUUAGAACAAGCGCACUGCGUCUCACACUGCGCAAAGAUUUUAUAUCAACGUCGCCAUAUUGGUAACUGUCUAAAUCGAAAAUUCAAAGCAAGAGUUAUUUGAAGAGAAGCGGAACCGCAUCAGAGAUGUCUGUUUUGAAUCAAAGUGGUGAAGAACAAGUGGAAUGUCCUCUCUGUAUGGAACCGCUUGAAGUGGAUGAUCUAAAUUUCUUCCCCUGCACAUGUGGAUAUCAGAUCUGUCGCUUCUGCUGGCACCGUAUCAGGCUGGACGAGAACGGCGGUCUGUGUCCCGCGUGUCGCAAGGCCUAUUCCGAAAAUCCGGCCGAUUUUAUUCCUUUGUCUCAGGAGGAGGUGGCGAAGCUAAAAGCGGAAAAAAGGCAGCGAGAUCAGCAGCGCAAAGCGAAGUUGACUGAGAGCCGUAAGCAUUUGGCAAGCGUCAGGGUGGUCCAGAGGAAUCUGGUAUUUGUUGUUGGUUUGCCGCCCAGGCUUGCUGAGGCGGAAAUUUUAAAACGGCACGAAUAUUUCGGCAAAUUUGGGAAAAUCCAUAAGGUAGUGAUAAAUCAGUCAACUUCAUACGCGGGUUCGCAGGGUCCCAGUGCAAGUGCCUAUGUAACUUAUAUGAAGAGUGACGAUGCCUUGCGAGCUAUACAGGCUGUCAACAACGUAACGAUAGACAAUAGGGUGAUUAAGUCCAGUUUAGGUACGACAAAGUAUUGUUCUCAUUUCAUGAAAAAUCAGCCGUGCCCGAAGCCCGACUGCAUGUACCUGCACGAAUAUGGAGACCCCGAGGCGAGUUUUACUAAAGAGCAGAUGCACUCCGGCAAGCACCAGGAGUACGAGAAGAAACUGCAUGACGAGCUGCAGCUGCGGUCGAAACACGCGGGCAGCGGUGGGGCAGCAGCUACGACGGGAGGUGGGAACGCGACCGCCGCCCCCGCGGAAACGAAGAACGGCCACCAAGUGAACGGAGCUGCAACGCACAAGGGACAGAAGGAUGGGGCGGCGACGAGUAACGGCGGCAACGGCUCGUCGAAUAAAGACCCGUCGUGUCCGCACCAGGAAAAGGAAAAGGGCAGAAAGGGGAAAACGAAAGAGGGCCGGAAAGAGAAGAGGGACGCGAACGCGGGCAAAAACGGGGAGAACAAACCUCAAACUGGGCCCCCCGGUAACCAAAGCGUAAAAAUAGAAGUAAAAGACGUCGCCGAGCCAGACACGUCGUCGGGUCCGUCCUCGGAAGCGACGCCGUCGUCGUCGCCACCUCGUCACCAGAGCCCUCCCUUCACGGUGUCAGCAGUAGGGGCCGCGGCGGCGGUCGAGGCGAUAGCGACACUGUCGGCGCCCUCUGACGACAACACGUCGUUCUUUUCCAGCAGCGACGCGUUCCACAAACUUCACGCGUCUUUGAUGGCCACGAGCGACGCUAUUAGUGAUAAGGCGGAACGCGGGGCGGAGGAGGAGAGGCAUAGCGAACGAGGCAGUAAAGGCGGUACACAGAUGCUCACAGACAGUUUGCCCGCCAUCCGCACUACGGAAGACUGGGCGGCGGCGUUCGGUUUCGUGGGCCACCAAAACAGGGACCACGACCACUCCCAGCAGCAGCAGCAUAAGUUACAACAACGGGACGUUAGCAAAUUGUCAGCGUUUGGCGGUUUCGGCCCGUUGGGCGGACAGGACAGCGAGUUCGGCAAGGGCAUCGACAGUUACGGCGGCUUCUACGAGAUAUCGAAGAUGCAGGAGAACCUGAUGGACGCGUUAGCGAACAAAACUAGCGCCGGCGACGGUCUCGGCGUAGGCAAAUUGAACGGGUUCAGCGCGAGGGCGACGGAACCCGCGCAGCCGCACCACGCGACGCACACCGCCUCGAACGGCCUCGACCACAGCAUGCUGAAGUUUAUGAGCGACUUUCACAAGACUAACGCGAACAAGGAGCAGCCGCCAUUCCAAAACGGUUUCAACGGCAUUGGCUCCUACCACCAGGGACUCCUACUCCAGCAGAAGCACAUUGAAGAGCAACUGAUGAAUCUCGGUCUGAAGCAGAACUACGGCGAUUCUCACACGGGGGCAUACCAAAACGGGCUGGGCGCUUACCUCAACAGGGAGUCGUCAAUGCUGAACGGAGGACUGGGCGGCAUACACAGUCUGUUCGCGAAGAAAACGCAUCAAACCGCGCCUGCGCCUCAACAACACCAUCACCACCACCACCAGCUUAACUCGCGAAACUCCGAAGCGGAGCUGGACUUCGACCCGUUCCAGGAGACGCAGAAAGCAUUAGCCGAAAUGAUGGCCAGCGAGCAGAACCACAAAUCGCAUAAUAGUUCAGGUCACAGCAAUCAAAUAAACGGGAUAGUAUACAAUCAAAACGGAAGCCACAUGCCGCCGCCGCCGCCCGGUUUCGUCCACCAGCAACAGUCCUCCUCCCACAUGAACUCGUUCGGUAGCAAAAUAUUACCCUAUCUGAAUAUGUCAAGUAGUCAACAACAAAUAGGCAACUCGACUAGUUGGCCUACCAGUUUUAGCGGCACGCCACUGCAGCAACAAAAAAGUUUGGCCAACAACACGUGCAACGAUUGGAAAGUAUUAGACCCGGCGAUCCUGUCUGCGUCCAGUCGCAAUUACCAGAUGGCGCCACCGCUCAGAGAUCAGUCGGGUCCACAGCAGCAGCAGCAGCAAAGGUCGUACGACUCAACGUCGGCGUUUUCGGCAUACGCGCAGCUGCAACCGUCGAAUUUCAAUUCGUUCGCGCAUCCUACGCUCUGGUACGGCAACGAUUUGAACGCGCAAAUAUCGAGCCCGCCCGGUUUCCGAAACAGUCAGACUUCCAAGCAGCAAGAGUGUUGAACGAGAGAGAGCCAAAGCGAGAGAUGAGAGAGGGACGCGUGUUAUUAUGGAUCAAUUUUCGAAUUAAACGAGUAUACCGGUCGUUUUGGCAGGACUACAAACGCAAAAGUAAAGUCAGUUCUCCUCCCGCUCCUCCGCCAUUUUUUGUUUAUUUUUAAAUUCGCCAUCCGAACGACCAUUGAUCCAUAAAGGCGUAGAAAAUGUUAUUGGUAUAGCGUUAUUUCCGUUCGUUUUGCGCGUGCGCCGUCGCGGGGGGCGGAGGCGCUCGUUGGUAACACGCGGAAACUAAAAUACUACUCUUCAUUUCAGUAUAUCGGAAAAAAAAUAAAAAACAGCUAAAUAUAAUGUCAUACAGUA